Molecule: messenger RNA, 540 nt
Organism: Cottoperca gobio
Lineage: Eukaryota; Metazoa; Chordata; Actinopteri; Perciformes; Bovichtidae
Gene: rplp1
Product: ribosomal protein lateral stalk subunit P1
Exons: 4
Coding region: 151-498 (115 amino acids)
Biological process (GO): cytoplasmic translation; translational elongation
Cellular component (GO): ribosome; cytosolic large ribosomal subunit
Molecular function (GO): protein kinase activator activity; ribonucleoprotein complex binding; structural constituent of ribosome
Source: RefSeq, a predicted model, not a curated record
CUCCCGCCCUCUUCUGUCCCUUUUCCACUACAGGAAGUGAACGUGCCUAAGGUGCUUGGUUCUUCACCAGAAGCUAAGGCCCACAAUCCGGCGACUAGCACCGUCAAAUUUAGGCAUCCACCGCAACAAAUCGAAAAUCUAACAUCUACAAUGGCUUCCGUGUCUGAGCUCGCCUGCAUUUACUCUGCUCUGAUCCUCCACGACGAUGAAGUUACCGUCACCGAGGACAAGCUGAAUGCUCUGAUCAAGGCUGCAGGAGUGGUUGUGGAGCCUUUCUGGCCAAGUCUGUUUGCCAAGGCUCUGUCCAGCGUGGACAUCGGCAGCCUGAUCUGCAAUGUUGGAUCCGGAGGUGGAGGUGGAGCUCCAGCUGGAGCCCCUGCUGCUGGAGCCCCUGUUGCAAGCAGUGAUGCCCCAGCCAAGGAGGAGGAGAAGAAAGAGGAGAAGAAGGACGAGUCUGAGGAGUCCGAUGAUGACAUGGGCUUCGGUCUCUUUGAUUAAAAAAAAUGUUUUUGUAAUAAAACACAAAUAGUACAAAAACUA